Sinocyclocheilus anshuiensis is the source of this 2604-nucleotide messenger RNA. It is a transcript of the gene pgap2, whose product is annotated as post-GPI attachment to proteins 2. The transcript is spliced from 6 exons. Gene Ontology annotation, biological process: GPI anchor biosynthetic process. The coding region runs from base 358 to 1242 and encodes 294 amino acids. Gene Ontology annotation, cellular component: Golgi membrane; endoplasmic reticulum membrane. The record is from RefSeq and is a predicted model, not a curated record. Lineage: Eukaryota; Metazoa; Chordata; Actinopteri; Cypriniformes; Cyprinidae.
GAAGUGUUCGCGAUCUGUACUCGCAUCCAGAAUAACAGUCGGAGAAUCUAGAUUUUUAACCAUUUUGAUUGACUAUAAUUAUUAACUGUUUAUUUACUGGUACUGACUUGAAUAUCGCUUCAUUUAGAGCUCGUCUAACGUUACUAUUAACCGAGCAACAGUGAGCCGGAGGUGAGCGAACAGUCGCUAAGCAUGUAACUUAACUCAAGUCAUAAUCCAGAGCCACGCAACUUGAGCUCGGGCUGAUUAUCAGACAUUUAGUUUAGAGAUGCUGUCAUCACAUCAUUUCACUUGCAGUGGGCUGCGUAGCAUCGAUCUGUAGAUGUUGACACAUCUGGAGCUGUAAUUGGCUGGAAGAUGCAACAGUUCCCGUACGGAUCUGUGGACCGAGACAAGCCUCUCAUCCGUGUGCCUUUCACCCGGUUAGCGGUGAUCACAGUGUGUCUGCCUCUGCUCGGCCUCGUCGCCUGUAUCGUGCUGGCUCUGCUCUACCACCACAAUGAUGCGACCUACACACACUGCGAGGUUCCUAACUACCUCCCGUCCAUCAGCGCAGCCAUCAGUCUGACACCGGAGCGCUACAUCUGGCGUUUCAGCAUCGGCCUGCAUUCUGCUCCACGAUUCCUGGUAGCAGCAGCAUAUUUGAGCUUUUACCGCGGACGCUUUUCCAGGAGGCUGACGGAGCAGCUUUUGAGUGUUCUCACAUUCCUCUUAGCUUUAAGUGAAAAUGUAGGGCUGCUUCUGCUCACCUACGUCUCCUCCAAUGAGACCUACAGUGUCCAUAAGAGCGGCUUCAUCUUGUUUAUUGGCAGUUCCCUGUUCCACAUGAUGUGCACCUGCAAGCUGUGGUCCUUGAUUGCAAAGUAUUCCCUCAGUGCAGAGGAGAUGAUGUCAUACCGCCGGAAGCUCCGCCUCUUCCUCUUCAACGGUUUCUUCGGUCUGUUGGCUGCUUACUUCUACAAGCGGCACAAUGCAUACUGUGAAGCAGGAAUUUACACAUUCUUUGCUUUUUGUGAGUAUCUGGUGGUGCUGUCCAACAUGGCCUUCCACAUGACUGCCUACUGGGACUUUGGAGGUUCUGAAGCCCCACCCUGGAGUGCUGAGGAAGAAAAGAAUGAAGAGUUGAAGGCGCAGUGCAUGCUGGGACCUCUGUUUCCUGAAGGGACUGCCAGCCAUUUUCCCCACUACAAGGAAGUAAAGCCGACAAGCUGCCAGGCAACAACACCCUCAUUACUCAUAUAAGACCAGGUAUGUCUUCACACAGAACGCAUUUUUGCGUUUCACUGCACUGCUUUUGAAUAAAGUAUGACUGGUGUUCUGGAAGUAAAAAUCCCAUUCAUUUUCUGAAUAAGAGAUCAACUUUAAACGAUAACUUAGAAACCUUUAAAGACAAACCUGCUGUGAGCUAUGAGGUUGUUAAUCGUUGGUGUAUGCUUCUGUUUAAACCAUCAGCCCAUAUAACUUUUUUUUUUUAAAUCAUGUUCAAAAACAGAAUUCCUUGUAAAAAAAAAAAACUACAUUACCCAUGAUUCUGCACAAAAUAUCCACCAAUCGGAGAAUUACGACAAGCAAAUGAGGGACCACCCACUCCCAUAAAGCAUGCUCUCAAACAGUUGAGUUUAAUUACGCAUUAAACAUAAAAUAUGUUGUUUCUCCAUACACAUACAAUCAAUAUAUUUUACUUUCUCUUGUUUUCAGUUUGAUUGUCAUAUACAAUGCUUCAUGGGAUUGUAGUUCUUUCCCUCAUUAAAGCAGUUAAAUACACAUUCUUGUAUCUUUGUCUGUUUUCGAUUUUCAAAUACUUUUUUUUUGUUGCUUCAAAUCAAAAUUUGUAAUGUUGUGAUUUACCUCAUAGCUGGUUGCUUUAGUUCAUGGCUUAAAACUCUGGCUUCUGAAAAAGUAAGCAGGCACAGUUGCGCUAUAUUUUUUCUGUUGGUAUAAAUUUUCGCACACAAGCACUGUGUUUUAAAGAUGCUGUGUCAAAGUGCAUGCAGCUUGUUAGAGUCUCAAAACCCUGCUUUGUUUCCUUUACAUUCAGCUGUGUCUUGAACGUAAGAAUGCUUUCUGUGUGACCGACUACGAUAUUUAUAGGUAGUUGUUAAUUACACUACAGGCCUGUCCUCAAGGACACUCCAAUCACAGAACAAAUGCCUUGGGCAUAAAAAGCUUUAUUAUAUUAGUACUAUUCAAUUCUCAGAUAGUUUUUUUUUUUUUUGGAAAAAAUGAAGACAAAAAGAAAAAGAACUUCAUUAACCAAUAGUAUUAAUAAGUCUCCAAACACUAAAAAGGAACUAGAACCCCUUUCCUCUGAGAUGUGUUUAAGGGUUACUUCCUCUAUAUUCUUUUAUGUAUUUCUAAGAUACCAGAAGAUGGUAUCAAACUGUUUAGUGGUCUCUCCCCUUAAAAUUAUAUAAAGAAAAAUAUGUAGGGAUCUCAGUACAGUGUAAAAACCUAAUAUUUUACUUAAUCUUGUGUUUCUCUAAUUUCACAGAUUAAGGCUGUGUUUCUUGGUCACUGAAGAACUAUUAUUCCAAUCAUUCCAUAAGAUUCCCACCAUUUCUGCGUGUAAUUCAAUUAAAAUACCUCUAUCCUCUCUGUAUUUUC